Molecule: messenger RNA, 5865 nt
Organism: Boleophthalmus pectinirostris (great blue-spotted mudskipper)
Lineage: Eukaryota; Metazoa; Chordata; Actinopteri; Gobiiformes; Gobiidae
Gene: c5
Product: complement component 5
Exons: 43
Cellular component (GO): extracellular region
Molecular function (GO): endopeptidase inhibitor activity; protein binding
Source: RefSeq, a predicted model, not a curated record
AUACACACACCUCCUCCUCCGGGGCAUCUGGGCUCAAUCCAGGUCUGAAACAGGGUCCAGACCGAGACUAAACCAGGUUUAACACAGGACUAAACCAAUACCAGACAACCAGGGAAACCUUUACAGAAACAAAUGUGGAUCUGACCCAGAGACCAAAACACACGUCUGAAGUCUUUUUACAACAGUGUGGACGAGGACUGAGUCAGGACUUCACCCGGAUUUGAACCAGGACUGGACCAGGUGUUGGGUCCUGGGGUCUGGCAGGAUGUUGGAGGUUUCGGUGAAGACGGUGGUGCUGCUCCUUGUCGGGUCGAUGUGCACGAGGACAGAGGCUCAGGAGAGAACGUUCGUGGUGGCGGCUCCUCUGUCCUUCAGGCUGGACGCGGUGGAGAAGGUGGUGCUGCAGGUGUUUGGUUUCACAGAGACGGUGAUGGUUCACGUGUACGUGAAGAAGAGCAUGGCCCAACCACCGAUCCUGCACGAGCACGUGACCCUGAGCGCCCCCAACAUGCACAUGGGCGAAGUGCAGCUACGGCUGUUCCCGGAGCAGGUGGACAAAUCCAUGGACCAUGUGAUCCUCCUCGUCCAAUCAGGCACCUUCAACCAGCACCUGUCUGUGCCCCUGAGCCGCACCAACGGAUUCCUGCUGGUUCAGACGGACAAGCCCCUGUACACACCCCGGGAGAGAGUGAAGGUCCGGGCCUUUUCUCUGAACCAGGAGCUGAGACCGGCCGACCGCAGCGUCUUCCUCACGUUCAGGGACCCGGACCUUGAGAAGGUGGACGUGGUGGAGGUGAAGGACGUCAGUAAUGGGAUGCCGUCGAUGCAGAACCCCUUCAGGAUCCCCAUCAACCCCAAGUUGGGCAUCUGGAGCAUCGAGGCGUCGUACAUGGAGCACUUUGACACAACAGCCAGCACCACGUUUGAAGUCCGAGAAUACGUGCUGCCGAGCUUCACCAUCCUGAUCGAGCCUCAAAAAAACUACGUCAGCCACGACAACUUCCAACGCUUCAGCUUCAGAGUGUCUGCCAAGUAUCUUCAUGGAGGUCCUGUGGCCGGGGGGGAGAUGUUUCUUCGUUAUGGUUUUGUGGGUCGAGCGUCUCCGGUGAUCAUCCCGAGUUCAGUGACACGAGAACGAUUGUCGUCGGAGGGGGACCUGCAGGUCUCUGUGAAUUUACAGACGAUCUUCUCCAUACACGAGACCCACAGGACUCUGGCCGAGCUCAAGGACCAGUUCCUGUACAUCGCCGUGCUCCUGCGGGAGGAGACAGGCGGUAUCAGUCAGGAGGCGGAGCUUCGGUCAGUGAAGUUUGUCCAGAGUCCGUACACCCUGGGCCUGGUCUCCACCCCCCCCUUCAUCAAACCAGGACUGCCCUACAACAUACAGGUGCUGGUGAAGGACCAGCUGGGGGCGCCGGUGAGUGGGGUGCCCGUGCGUUUGGUGAAGAAAAAGAUGCUCAAGCCCAACAGAGAACCAGAGGACAUGUACUGCUCAGACCGGGCCGUCACCCACUCCGAGGGCAUCGCCUUCCUCGUCUGCAACAUCCAGAUGGCCACGCACUCCAUCGACCUACAGUUCGUCACAGCGGAGCCUUCACUCCCAGACCAGAGCCAGGCGUCUCUGUCCCUGACGGCCCAGUCCUACGAGUCUCCAAACGCCCGGUACCUGUACAUCGAGCCCACGGCCAUCGACGUGCCUGUGGGGGGGUUCACACAGAUCACAGUCUACACCGUGGCCCUGCCCUACCUGUCCGUCAAGUCCCUCAACUACCUGGUCAUGUCGAAGGGUAAAAUUGUGAAGCACGGCUGGAUGCCCUUCCAAAGUAUGAUGGAGACCAGGCACACGCUGAAUUUCCAGGUGACGCCGGAGAUGGUGCCAUCCAUCAGGCUGCUGGUUUACUACAUGCCGUACGGAGAGAGGACCUCAGAGCUCGUGGCCGACGCUGUGUGGCUCAACAUCAAGGGCGAGUGCGUCAACGGACUGCAGACGGAGCUGAAGACCCGAGCAACGCACUACAAACCCCAGCAGACGCUUCAGAUGGAGGUGAAGGCCAACGCCAAGGGCUACGUCGCCAUGGCAGCGGUGGACAGUGGCGUCUACAGCCUCCGACCCGACUUCAAAGACCCGGUGAACAGAGUUCUCCGUCACUUCGAGAACGCAGAUCAGGGCUGUGGAGGAGGAGGGGGGAAGUAAAACGCUGCAGAUGUUUUCAGACUGGCCGGACUGAGCUUCAUGACCAACGCCAACUCUGGACAAGCGCCAUCUGGUGAACCCUGCACGGCCCUGGUCCGACCCAGACGAUCCAUAUCGGAGGAACAGGUCAACAAAAUCUUGGCCACAUACAAAAUUGACGCGGUGAGGAAUUGCUGUCGGGAAGGAAUGAAAAACAUCCCGUCGUUUGAGACCUGUGCAGAGGCGGCGAACAGCAGGUACGCCAAGAAGUAUCGCCUGUGCCGCGCCGCCUACACCGACUGCUGCAACUUCGUCUUGAAGUCCCUCAACCCAGAUCUGGUCCUGGGCCGGGCAGAAAUGGGAGGAGACUUUGGAAACGUCCCGACUCUGGUGCGGAGCUCGUUCCCAGAGAGUUGGCUGUGGCAGGUCCGCGCCAUCACCCCGGGCUCUCUGUCUCUGUCGGAGAAGCUUCCGGACUCGCUGACGACUUGGCAGAUCAAAGCCGUGGGGAUGUUCGACAACGGUAUUUGUGUGGCCAAAACGGCGGAGGUGUCCGUGAACCUGCCCCUGUCGGUGGACGUGCCCCUGCCGUACCAGAUCGUGAGAGGAGAACAAGUGCAGCUCAAAGGCUCAGUGUACAACCACCUCAGCGACCCCAUCAAGUACUGUGUGACUUUGACCGUGGGGCCCGAGUUGUGUCUGGCGGAGUCGGAGGCAGUGGCGGGGGAUUUGGGGCAUCGCUCGUCCUCGUGCGUGGAGAAGAAGCUCUACGGCGGCAGCGUGGGGGAGGUGAGCUUCACGCUGAUGGCCCUGGAGCCGGGCUCUCACAAGCUCACGUUCACCCUGCGCGAGGGGCCCAUCGAGGGCCGCCGGAGACUCAUGCCCCGGGACACGCUGGUCAAAACUCUCACUGUGGUGCCUGAGGGGGUGCUGAAGGAGGAGAUGGUGGGAGGACGCUUGGAUCCACGUGGACUUUACGGUGCGGCGAAGAUGAAGGUGGAGCUGAAGACCGCUGUGCCUCAGAACAUCGUCCCCAACACUGAGGUCCAGAGGGUCCUCUCCGUCCACGGUGAGCUCCUGGACGAGUGGGUGUCGGUGGUGGAUAACCCGGACGGGCUGAAGAAGCUGCUGUCUCUGCAGGACGGGUCGGCCGCCUCGGAGCUGGGCGCGGUCCUGCCCGUGCUCCACGUCUACAACUACCUGGAGACCACCGGACGCUGGCACAUCCUGGGCCCCGAAAACCAGAAGAGCUCCGAGCAGCUCAAGUCUCGCAUCAGACAGGGUUUGAUUGGAGUGAGUUCCUACAGAAAAAAAGACUCCAGUUACAGCAUGUUUAAGAACAAAGAGUCCAGCACCUGGCUGACCUGCUGCUGGCUCGUGCAGACGUUGGCGAUGGUGAAUGACAUCGUUCCUGUGGAUCUCCAGAGUUUGGGGGAGACGGUGAACUGGCUGAUCCACAACGCCCAGAAACCCGACGGCUCCUUCCAGGACACGUCGCUCUACAAACCCAACAAGAUCAUGGCGCUGCCUCAGGACAAUGUGGAAAAGUCGGUUUACCUCACGUCGUUUGUGAUCAUCGCCCUCCACAAAGCCACCAGGAUCCAGAAGGACGCGCUGCAGCUCCAGAACCAGGAGGACAGUAUCCAGUCAGCCAUGAAGUUUGUCCACAAGAACAUGGCGGCGGUGCAGAAGGUCUACGUUCUGUCUGUGGCGGCGUACGCCCUCACGCUGCACGACGCCGACAGCCUCACCACCAACGACCUGCUCACCCGCCUGGAGACGCUCGCCCGCCAGAAGGGAAACCCCCCCGAGCUGAGGUACUGGCAGGAGCGGAAUGUGCAGACGGAGUGGCUCAAACCGGACGAGAGCAGCGCCCAGACAGUGGAGACCACAGCCUACGCCCUGCUCAGCUUCUUGCGCAAGGGCAGAUUUCAGUACUGUAACCCCAUCGUGACGUGGCUGACCCAGGACCAGCACUACGGCGAGGGCUACUUCAGUUUACAGGACACCCUGAUGACCCUGGAGGCCGUGACCCUGUACGCAAACCGAGUGCCCCGGACUGAACUGGACCAGAGCAUCCGGCUCCACUUCAGCCGCGAGUCCCACCUCGACCGAGAAGUUCACCUGACCAAGAGGGCACCUGUCACCACGCCCAUACAGAUCACUAAGAACAGUGGCGUGACGGCGAGCACGGCCUUUGGUCUGGGCGUCUCUCAUGUGAAGCUGAAGACGGUUUACUAUCAGACGGUUCCUCCUGAGAAAAACUGCAACUUCAACAUCAGAAUGGAAAUCUUCAAAUCAGGAAAAAGCGAUGAAGGCCUGGAUGCUCCUCACCUCAUCGCCUGUGCACAGUUCAAGCCGCCUCCUGGGGAGCCGGAGGAGUCUCUGCUCACGGUGAUGGAGAUCCAGCUGCCCACCGCCAUCGAGCCCCUCCUCGACGACCUCCGACCCCUGAGGGACCGAGACGACCCCAUCGUCGCCUCCUACAGGAUGAACAAGAGAACUGUGUUUAUCAACCUCUACUCCGUGCCCUCAGAACGGUUCAUCUGUGUCGGGUUCCGGAUCAGAACGGCGUUUGUUGUGGGCGGAGCCAGUGACACUCUCUUCACUGUGUACGAGGAGCAGGACCAAGCGACCAAAUGCACUAAACUGGUGUCUGACCAGGAGCAGAAGAUCCACAGACUCUGUCAGUUUGACCAGUGCCAGUGCGUCACCGCGGUCUGCUCGAGCUUCAGAGGGACUGUGGACUCGUCCGUCACUGAGGCGAAACUCAACCAGGAAAUCUGCAACUCGAAGGUCAAAUACGCGUACAAAGUGACGGUGACCGACCUGGUGUCAGAGGGAGACUUUUUGACCCACAGAGCCACCGUAGAGGAGGUCAUCAAGAGUGAAGGAGACUUCGGCUCGGUGAGUGGAGGGUCUGAGGUGGACUUCAUAAAGAAAACCACCUGUAGCUCUGUGGACCUGCAGAAGAACCAGCAGUACCUGAUCUCAGGCUCCUCCGGCCUCGAGGUGGUCCACAACCAGAACUACAGGUUCCGUUUCCCUCUGGACUCUGAGGCUCAGGUCCAGGUGUGGCCCUUGGACUGUGGACCAGAGUGUAACGAGCUCGUCAAGUUCAGCGUCCUCACACAGCUCAGCGGAUGUUAAUGUCUCCUCCUCCUCAGCUCCUCCUCCUCCUCCUCUUCCUCCUCCUCUUCCUCCUCUUCCUCCUCAUCUCCUCCUCCUCUUCCUCCUCAUCUCCUCCUCUUCCUCUGUCUCCUCUGUUUGUUUCUAAACAUCUCCAGUUUACAUUGUUUUACAUCUUCAUUUAAUGUCAGAAAAGCCAAAACUUUAAAACUGGACUGAAACUGGACUAAAACUGGACUAAACCAGGUCUAAAAACUGGACUAAAACUGGACUAAAACAGGACUAAACCAGGAUUAAAACUGGACUAAAACAGGACUAAAACUAGACUAAAACUGGACUAAACUAGGACUAAAACUGGACUAAAACUAGGACUAAAACUGGACUAAAACAGGACUAAAACAGGAUUAAAACUGGACUAAAACAGAUCUAAAAACUGGACUAAACUAGGACUAAAACAGGACUAAAAACUGGACUAAAACAGGAUUAAAACUGGACUAAAACUGGGACUAAACCAGGAUUAAAACUGGACUAAAACUGGACUAAACUAGGACAAAAACUGAACU